GCCGCGCUCUGAGCACCAGCGAGGCCCGGAGGGGUGGGCCUGAGGCCACAGGGGCCUCCAUUGGUGGGACCAGGGCAUCAUUCUACCAUAGCACCAAAAUGAGUGAAAAUGAAGACCAGGCUAGUCUGGCAAAUAUGGAUAAUUUAACAGAAGGAGAAGAAUAUGAGGAUGACUUUGAAAAAGACCUUGAAUGGCUAAUUAAUGAAGAGGAGAAGGAAAACCUUGGUGAAAGAGAGACUCCUGAAAAGAAAGAAGACGACUUUGAGGGGAAAAAUGUUAAAGUCAUGGCAACCUUUGAGGAAGACCAUGAGAAAAUGGAAAACGAUCCAGAUGAGCUUUCAGAAGGAGGCAUAGAUGUGAAAGUGAAGCCCCGUGAGGAAGAAAGUUUGAUGUCUGGAUCUGACAUGAAAGAGGGAGACCAGGUUUCUGAUACUGAUAGUGAAUGCUCUAUCCAGGAAUCCAAGUUGGAAAACCAAGAGGAACUGGAUGAGGAGGUAGAUGAAGAAAUAAAGCGUUAUGUCUUGGAAAAAAUAGAGGAAGCCAACAAACUGCUGGAGAAUCAGGCUCCUGUGGGUGAAAACAGAGAGCGGAAAUUAAAAUUUAAGGAUACUUUGGUGGAUCUUGAGGUUCCUCCUCUUGAAGAUGUUGAAGUUUAUAAAGCAGACCUUGCAGGAGGAGGUGAUGUUUCAACUAAGCUGUCUCAGUUGCAUAUUUCUAAUAAAACGGGACCAGAAAGCGCAUCACUUUCAUUCCCUGCUGGCAAGAAUGAAGAACAGAAGAAUGGUAAAGUCUUAGUGGAAAAAGAUGGAAAGUUUGAGCUCUUAAGUUUACGUGAUAUUGAAAGCCAGGGCUUUUUGCCCCCAAUAAGUGUUUCUUUCACUGAUAUUGAAACCCAACGUAUGCCGCCAAAAUCCUCUCACCUCAGUUCUUCUGGCACCAUCUCUAGAAUGAAGGAAGUACGUCCAAUAAGACAAGGCAUACGUUCUUUUUCUCCUGCUGCAGAAGAGUGUGCCUUUUUGCCUAAGCCUCCGUCUAACCCUAAACAUCGUCCAAAUUCUGCUAUCAGUGCUGCAAGAGGUCUGGGAAAACGGAAGACUCCACCAAGAUCACAGUCUGCAAAUGUGCCCUUGAGAAGUUCCACUUACUGCCUUUCUCCUAGACAAAAAGAACUACGGAAGCAGUUGGAACAAAGGAAGGAAAAACUGAGGAAAGAGGAAGAAGAAAGGAAGAAAGAGCAAGAAGAACAGAAGAGAAGGGAGAAUGAGAUGGUGUUUAGAGCUUGGUUACAGAAGAAGAAAGAACAAGUGCAAGAAGAAAAGCGAAUUCGUCGUGCAAAGGAACUAGAAAACUUGAACACCAAAGAGAGAAACAGGAAUCCAGAAGAAGCGUUCAAGUUAUGGGUUAAAAAAAAGCACCAAGAACACAUGAAAGAAAAACAAAUAGAAAUUUUGAGACGGCAGGAAGAGGGAAUUACAUUUUUUCCAAGGACAGAGGAAUGCAACAGAGCUUUUAAGGAAUGGCUAAAAAGAAAGAGAGAAGAAAAGCGAGCUGAAGAACUGGCGGCUAAAGAGGCAGCAAGGCAGCUUCGAUUAGAAGCUAGAAGAGCAAAACAGAUGCAGAACAUGCACAGCAUUAGUUCGGAGCCUAGAUCUUUUCGCUUCAGAGACAAUUACAGUUGAAAAUUUGGAGGUAACCACUGAGUUCUUGGGGACAGCCCUCUUAAUUUUUAUGGCUUGAGCUACUGCUGUUUACAGCUACUGACUUUGUGGUGUUUUUAAAGCUUUCUAGCAAAUUCAACAGUCCCCUUCACCGACAAUGGUUUUGCUACUUAUUUAUAAUUAAUUUUGUUGAAAAGCCUGCUUUUAUGCACAACUCAGGGAUCUUCUUGGUUUGACCAAAUCAAAAUGAGAGCAAGAUCUGUUUGCGGGGGUGGCAAAUACAUUUCCUUUUAAAAGGCACUUUAUAUUGAACUCCACCAUGAAUUCCUGGAUGCAGGCUAUUAUUAUGUUGUGUUUUUUUUUUUUUUUUUUUUUUUUUUUUUUCUGGAUUAAUAUUGGUAUUUGCUGCUUGUGAUGAGUGUACAACUUGUGGCGUUGAAAAAUGCUUUCUGGAAUCUUUGCCACUUUCUAUUGGCUUGUGGAGCAGCUGUUCCAGCCCAACUAUUCUAACUAGGGGAAGUGGUGACUAAAGGCUAACAUGUAUGUGAACUUGCAAGUUUCUGGAACUUCUUUUCUGUGAGUCAAACUGAUGCAUUCAUAUUUAGUAAUUUGCUAUUCCAUGAAAUGAAAGAUAAUUUACAUUAUGACCUUUGCCAAUAUCAAGGAAGCUGAAUUCUUUGUGUACAUUUCCAUGUUUGCUACAUUUAUUGAAAUAUACCACCACCUUGAUAUUGGGAACUCGUGAUAGAGAAUAUGCUGAAAUGACUGAUGAAAUCAAAGUUAUCUGUGGGGAACACAGGGUGUGAAAUGAGCUGUAUUAAAUCCAAAAUUGUAACUUGUAAGCAAAGAAAAUUUAUUAUGUUCUUCAUGCAAACCAAAGCAUGCCCAAGAAAGCAAGAACUUGUAACUUGCUAAUUCUGUUUGUAGUAUGAGACUUAAAA
This is a messenger RNA of Centrocercus urophasianus (Greater sage-grouse), 2599 nucleotides long. It is a transcript of the gene CCDC181, whose product is annotated as coiled-coil domain containing 181. The record is from RefSeq and is a predicted model, not a curated record. Gene Ontology annotation, molecular function: microtubule binding. NCBI's taxonomy places the organism in Eukaryota, Metazoa, Chordata, Aves, Galliformes, Phasianidae. The coding region runs from base 99 to 1679 and encodes 526 amino acids. The transcript is spliced from 6 exons.